AUUGAACCACGUGAUUGAUUGUAAGAGAGAUAGACACAGAGGGAGAGAGAGAAGAAGAAGAAGAAAUGGGGAGAGAGGUAUCAGAGAGCUGCGUGGACAGUUUGGUGAUAGAGAUGGUUUCAGCCUACUGCAAUCGAUUCUACACCUCCAAGCCAGAGCUCGCCGCUCGGAGGAUCGAGGCCAUUGGUUAUCAAGUCGGUCACCAGCUGUCAGAGAGGUAUACCAUAGAAAGGCCUAGGUUCAGUGAUCAUCUAGAAGCAAUCAAGUUCAUCUGCAAAGAUUUCUGGUCUGAACUCUUUAAGAAGCAGAUUGACAAUUUAAAGACCAAUCAUAGGGUAAGUCUGAUAAGCUGAACUUAAAAGAAAUUAUAUUGGCUGACGCUGCAGGUGUCAAUUGAUCCAUCGCCAGCCAGCACUGAUCUGUUUACUGCACAAGCAACAAGCAUGCAUCUCUACUUCCCAUGUGGGAUCAUAAGGGGAGCACUUUCAAAUUUGGGUAUUCCUUGUGCAGUUUCUGCAGAUAUAUCCAACCUUCCUGCAUGUUCAUUUGUGGUCCGAAUAAAGGCUUGAUGAAUGCUUUAUGGAGGAGGGAGAAGGGAAAAGGAGAAAUUGGCAGACUGGCGGUUACGUCGUUGCUUUAGCCGUGGCUUCUCAUUGACAGGGAUUAUGAAUGGUGCUCAUCUCUAUAGUAGCUUGAUUUUUAUUUUCUUGUGUGGUACAUUGGUUAAAGGAUAUUUGCAAUACUUCAUUCAUAAUAUCCAAAAUUACAGAACCUUUUUUUUUUCCCCCC
Messenger RNA from Telopea speciosissima, 789 nucleotides. Its product is annotated as trafficking protein particle complex subunit 6B-like. The transcript has 5 exons. The record is from RefSeq and is a predicted model, not a curated record. Gene Ontology annotation, cellular component: cis-Golgi network; trans-Golgi network; TRAPP complex. Lineage: Eukaryota; Viridiplantae; Streptophyta; Magnoliopsida; Proteales; Proteaceae. Gene Ontology annotation, biological process: regulation of GTPase activity; endoplasmic reticulum to Golgi vesicle-mediated transport.